Molecule: messenger RNA, 576 nt
Organism: Durio zibethinus
Lineage: Eukaryota; Viridiplantae; Streptophyta; Magnoliopsida; Malvales; Malvaceae
Source: RefSeq, a predicted model, not a curated record
AUGGCUGGAAAACAACACUGUAUCACUUAUGCUUUCACUGAACGAGAGAAAGAAAUGAAGAGCCUAAAGAUUCAACUUGCAGAUCUUCAAAACCAGUUUCGUCAGAAACAACAACAACAACAAGCAGCUUCGAGUUACAACAUCUUCACACCAUAUCAUACUGGUAUGCAUGAUACUCCUUACCAAGCUUAUACUCCUCUCCCAUUUCAACCAUACAAUCCUCCAACCUCACCUCCAAAACCUUUUUUCACACCUUUUCAGUACAAACCUCCCCUAACAUCUAUUCCAACAUCCUCACAACCAACACAAUACUUCACUCCUCUUUCAGAACAACCAGACCAACCCCUUUUCGGUACAACUGAAAAAUGGAUUCACAGAUUUAGAGAAAAACAACCAGUUGAUCCAAAACCCAAAAGAGUAGCAGAACAACCACUUUCUUCAAACCCUCAAAACCACAUCCAAGCUCAAGUUCCACACCUCAAAACCCUACACCACAACCAAACCAAAACCUGUACAACUCAUGAUUUCUCCUACACAAACCCUUCCAGAAAUACUUCACCAGAUGGCACAAGAUAA